Trypanosoma brucei brucei TREU927 is the source of this 789-nucleotide messenger RNA. RefSeq lists its product as hypothetical. The coding region runs from base 1 to 789 and encodes 262 amino acids. The record is from RefSeq and is a predicted model, not a curated record. NCBI's taxonomy places the organism in Eukaryota, Euglenozoa, Kinetoplastea, Trypanosomatida, Trypanosomatidae. The transcript has a single exon.
AUGGAAGAAGGCGGGAGGUACGCCGCUUGCAAGGCAGAGCUUUACAAACUUCAGGAAAAAAUAAAAACGCAAGAAACUCCUCGUGAUAAUUGCGCCGAGAAGGAGAAGAUGUGGGAAAAGCAGAGAAGUGAGUUGGAGCAGGAAAAAGACGAAUGCCUCCGCACAAGUGAUGCGCACCGGACGCAAAAGCAAGAUCUUGAAGAUCGAGUUCGAUAUAUGGACGGACUGACGAGGGCAAUGAUCAGCGAGAAGCGAUUUGCUGAAGAAAGAAGGAAUAUAUCAGAGAAAGAAAAUGAAGAUCUCAAAACCCGCGUGCGAGUUCUUACCCAUAAACUGGGUGUGCUGACCGCAAUGGUGCAAAAACUUCACAUCUCGCAUAUGAUAAAGGAUAUGGGCAUUGCAAUGUUGCAAGCCGAGGCAAAACAGGCAGCGGAAGAAAUGGAAACAAAUCAUAAAAAAGAUGUUGCGGCUGCCGAGGAAAGAGUUCUUCAAGAGUGCAAAGAGAAAUUCUGCUUUGACUCCAGUGGAAAUUUAAACGCAGCGGUAUUCAUUGAACACAAUAUAUCCAAGGAAAAUCGCUCGUUCCUCCUGGAACAAUUAAACUGCUCCAAAGAGAAUCAAGGGGAUACUAAACGGGAAUGGCGCUUCUGGCGUAAAGGGGCCAACGAUUCAUCAAGACCCAAAAAAAGCGCGGAUCAUUCGGAAAGCAACGGUUCCUCGCAUGGAAAUAAUAUUCAUUUGGUUUUGAGGGUAUGUUUGUCUUUGCUUCUGUUAACUGCAUUGUCUUGA